UCACCGCCGCCAUCGUCAUCGAAUGAUACCGGCCGUCGAAUCUCUAAAGUCGGCGUGCCGCCUCAUUACUUUUUGUGCAAGAAAGAAAAGAAGGCGACUUUCUAGUGAUAUAUGUACCCAUUUCCGCUCCUCUGGAGUCCUCGGCUCUUCUCCUGUUCUCUACUCUCUGCUGUAUGUUCAUCAAGAGGAGAGAGAGCCCACCCUCGAUCGAUGAGUUAUUCCAUGUAUGAUGGCUCGAGAGCUGAAGCCAUUCUUAGACAUGAGAUUCUGGAUAUUAGCAGGAACAUGCAAACACAUGCAAUUAAAGAGUCAUCCUUGAAGCAUUAGUAGUAGUGUUGAAAUUGUUUAUAACAAAACCAAGCAGAAUAGAAUGCCUUCUGCUCCUCACUUCUCUGACAAUGACCAUGGACUUGUAACUAACCCAUGCAAGAGUGCUUGUUUAAAGUGCUGCGAAGUGAUUAAAGCUGGGGAAUAUUUUCCUAUGGAAAAGUGUACUGUUAGAAACUAUCGCAACUUUAUGAAAAGUGGCUUGCCUCAUCGGCUUCUAUUUUACAAGGACAGUGAUUGGAUUGAUUUUGCUGCGGAUAUAAUUGGUCUGAUACAUGAUAACUUCCAAGCGAAGAAGGCAAUUUUUGAAGUUUCUUGUCAGAAUCAACAUUUCUUAUUUGACUUUGUCCGUAUGCUACAUAUAGAUAUAAAGACAGGUCUCAGCAAGCCACUUGCAUGGAUUGAUGAGCAUGGAAAAUGUUUUUUCCCGGAAAUAAGUUCUGAAUUCUGUGCACCUUGUGUACCAAAAGGUGCUCGUGAACUUAAUUCCCGCUUGGAUACCUUUCCUAGCGCUUCAGAAAACUCAAAUUCAGGAUACCCUUACCAUAAGGAUAAACAGACUAAGCAUGCAAAGCUUAUUUUACAAAAUGAUCCUAUGAAUUUGAUGGGCGAAGUGGUGGGUGAAAAUGAUCUCUGUCUUCCUAUUUCAUGCAAUGCAAUAAGUUCUAGAAUGGAUCAGGAAAAUGCAGCUGCAGCAGUCGAUAGCCAACUUACUUUUGAUUCUGUCCAGAGAUUCUUUCUCUCUGGAAUGUAUCCUUAUGUUGAUUCGAAGGGAGUAGUAAGCAUCUCAAGAGCUCCUAUAUUCGAUCAAUCUGGAAAAUUUCUUUUUAGUAGUUUUCUCAAGCACAUCGAGAUAACGCAAAAUUUUCGUGGUGUUGCUAACGUGCGUUAUGCUUGGCUUCCAGCUACUAAGUCUACAGCAGAAGAUUUAAUACUUCGUGGCAUUAUGAGGAUUGAGAAGCCUCUGCAUGGCAGCAGACAUGGUCUCGGGAUUCAUCUUGCAGCAGUGAACUAUCCUAAUAUCUGUUCUUCCUAUUCAGAUGUUGAUGAAAAUGGUCUAUCUUAUAUGAUACUAUGUCGCGUCAUUAUGGGCAACAUGGAGCUUGUUAAUCCUGGAUCUAAACAGUUUCAGCCUACGGAUGGCAGUUUUGAUAGUGGUGUGGAUGAUCUUCAAGCUCCGAAGCAUUAUAUUGUAUGGGAUAUGAAUGAGCAUACCCACAUCUGCCCUGAGUAUAUUGUGGUUUUCAAGCUUCCUGCUAAAUCUAAAGAGUUAUUAUUUGGAAAAGAAAGUGCAUCCAAUGAAACUGGGGUCACAUGUGGACCUUCGCCUGUGUCGAAGGAAGGAAAUGAUAAUUCGUUUGUAAUACCAGCUAACCAAUCCCAAGGCAAGGACCAAGAGUUUGGUAGAGUCCCUAAGCCAACUUCUCCUUGGAUGCCUUUUUCAAUGCUGUUUGCUGCAAUUUCAACCAAAGUUCCUGCUAAAGAUGUGGAUCUUGUCAAUAAAUAUUAUGAAGAAUUCAAGAGAAGAAAAAUAAACAGACUUGAACUUGUUAAGAGGUUGAGGCAUAUCAUUGGAGAUAAACUACUGAUAUCUACCAUAGCGAGGCUUCAAUACAAGCUUCCUCCAAUGAUGAGACAAGAGCAGGCAUUGCCAUGCAGCAGAAAGCUACCCGCAAAUCCUUAAGCAACGAAAAGAUCUGUAUCAUCAUCUUCUUCUCCAAAAGAAAAAAAAAAAAGGAAUUAAGUUUUAGGGUGGAGCAAUACUUGUAUUUAUUUAUCCUAAAUUUCAAUAAAUCUAUCCAAAUGAAUAUACCUGACA
Molecule: messenger RNA, 2146 nt
Organism: Phalaenopsis equestris
Lineage: Eukaryota; Viridiplantae; Streptophyta; Magnoliopsida; Asparagales; Orchidaceae
Product: inactive poly [ADP-ribose] polymerase RCD1-like
Exons: 8
Coding region: 371-2011 (546 amino acids)
Molecular function (GO): NAD+ poly-ADP-ribosyltransferase activity
Source: RefSeq, a predicted model, not a curated record